GUGGCGCGGUCGGGCCUGGGCAGAACGAAGGAAGAAAGAAAUGGGGGCUGGAGAAAAUCCCUGACGGAGUCUGCCAAUGACCGCUCGAGUUGGAAGACUGCUAGUACUACAGAGCCAUACACACACGGAGGUCUGUGCGCACUCCGCGUCCUGUUGGGAAGCUGGCGAAUGGAGGGAAGUCUUCUCCUUUCCUGACCAGGAGAAAUCAUAAGCGUGCAGGAAGGACACAAAGCUCUGAGACGACGUCGACUGCAGAAACAGCAGAGGGAGAGCGGCUGACUGUGAUUCCUUGGCGUGAUAUUAGACUCUGUGCACUGCGCUGAUAAUUAAAAGAGCUUGGAUUAGUCCCCUGCUUUCUGCUGCGCUCCUCUCCUGCAACGCCCGAGCUCUCGACGCGCUCACCUGGAAGCAAACUGCUCUCGACUGUUUGUGCUCCUCACAGCAGGACUGUCGCUCCCAACAAACCAAUUAAUCAGACCAACAGACUCCAACAUCCAUCAGACAGAUCAGGGGGGUACUGUCAGGGAAGCUACUGGCCGCAGCCUGAGCCUCUCCUGUCCUGCUCUCAGUGGACAACAACGUACUGCUAAAUCUGCUCUAUUUAGACUUUGGACCCGAGCAAAGAGCUUCUGGAACUUGCACUUGACAAGAGCGACACGGACAUUCAUACUUGCACUCCAGCGGCUGAAGGGAGACUAAGAAGAAAUCCCUGCCAAAAUGCCUCUUGCACAAAUCGCGGAACCAUGGCCCACAGUGGAGCUGGUGCAGCUGGAAACAGAGAAUGGACAGAGCACGACUGAGGACGGAGUCACAUCUGCUGUCAAGAACGAGUCUCAGAUCACCUGGAUAGAGAGGGAGUUUGCCAAUAUUAAACAUCAGGAAGAUGGAGACAUCAAGGAGAUCAACAUCACCCAUGUGGUCAAGGAGGGCUCAGAGAAAGCUGACGCCUCUCAGUUUGAGCUGCUCAAGGUUUUGGGACAGGGAUCCUUCGGCAAGGUAUUCCUUGUGCGAAAGGUGACACCUCCAGAUGCCAACCAGCUGUAUGCCAUGAAGGUCCUGAAGAAGGCCACUCUUAAAGUAAGAGACCGUGUGAGGACCAAGAUGGAAAGGAACAUCCUUGCAGACGUCAACCACCCGUUUGUUGUCAAGCUGCACUACGCAUUCCAGACUGAAGGGAAGUUGUACUUGAUCUUGGACUUUCUCCGAGGGGGGGAUCUUUUCACCAGGCUUUCUAAAGAGGUGAUGUUCACAGAAGAGGAUGUGAAGUUUUAUCUAGCAGAGCUUGCAUUAGGACUGGACCACCUCCACAGCUUAGGGAUCAUUUACAGAGACCUCAAACCUGAGAACAUUCUUCUGGAUGAGGAGGGGCAUAUCAAACUCACAGAUUUCGGCUUGUGCAAAGAAGCCAUCGAUCAUGAGAAGAAGGCUUAUUCAUUCUGUGGUACUGUAGAAUACAUGGCACCAGAGGUUGUAAACAGGCAGGGGCACAUCCACAGUGCUGACUGGUGGUCGUUUGGUGUACUUAUGUUUGAGAUGCUGACAGGAUCUCUGCCAUUUCAAGGAAAGGACCGCAAGGAAACUAUGAAUCUGAUCCUAAAGGCGCGCCUAGGAAUGCCACAGUUCCUAAGUACUGAAGCCCAGUCUCUGCUUAGGGCUUUGUUCAAGAGGAACCCUGCCAACAGACUGGGAUCAGGUGCUGAUGGUGCAGAGGAGAUAAAGCGACAUGGUUUCUUCUCCACUAUAGACUGGAAUAAACUCUUCCGGAAAGAGAUGAAGCCUCCAUUCAGACCGGCUGUGGCACGUCCAGACGACACCUUCUACUUUGACUCAGAGUUCACUUCCCGUACACCCAAAGACUCCCCUGGUGUGCCUCCCAGUGCUGGAGCUCAUCAGCUGUUCAGAGGCUUCAGCUUUGUUGCAUCAACUCUGUUGGAGGAGGAAGGUUUUGCAGAGCCACCGCAGCCCCCGCCCCACCCAGUGGUCCAGCAGCUGCACGGGAAAAACCUUCUGUUCAGUGACGGGUACAUCCUCAAGGAGGACAUUGGCAUGGGCUCCUUCUCCGUCUGUAAGCGAUGCGUCCACAAAGCCACCAACACCGAGUACGCUGUCAAGGUGAUUGACAAGACCAGCACAGAUCCCUCGGAGGAAAUAGAGAUUCUGCUCAGAUAUGGACAGCACCCCAACAUCAUAACUCUGAAGGAUGUGUAUGACAACGGGAAGCAGGUGUUCAUGGUAACGGAGCUGAUGCGCGGAGGAGAGCUGCUUGAUCGGAUCCUGAAGCAGAAGUUCUUUUCAGAGCGAGAGGCCAGUGCCGUGCUUCACACCAUCACAAAGACUGUGGAGUACCUCCACUCACAGGGGGUUGUGCACAGAGACCUAAAGCCCAGCAACAUCCUCUACGUUGAUGAAUCAGGAAAUCCCGAGUCCAUCAGGAUCUGCGACUUUGGCUUUGCAAAGCAGCUGCGGGCCAACAAUGGUCUGCUGAUGACCCCGUGCUACACUGCAAACUUUGUAGCUCCUGAGGUGUUGAAGCGUCAAGGCUAUGAUGAAGGAUGUGACAUCUGGAGUCUGGGAGUCUUACUGUACACCAUGCUGGCUGGUUUUACUCCUUUUGCCAAUGGGCCUGAGGACACCCCUAAUGAGAUCCUCAACAGGAUAGGAAACGGUCACUUCAGUCUGGCUGGAGGAAACUGGGACACUGUGUCUGAUGUUGCCAAGGACCUUGUGUCCAAGAUGCUUCAUGUGGACCCCCAUCAGAGACUGACUGCUAAGCAGGUCCUCAGACACCCCUGGAUUGUCCAGAGGGACAAACUACCCAACAGCCAGCUCCCUCACCAGGACCCCAAACUGGUCAAGGGUGCAAUGGCAGCCACCUACUCCGCCCUCAAGAAUUCCCAGCCAACUCCAGAGCUCAAACCCAUCGACAGUUCUUUCCUCGCCCAGCGUCGCGUCAAGAAGCUGCCCUCCACCUCUCUGUAGCCACUUAAAAAGAAAAUACACAGCCAUCCCGCUGAAUGGAGCUCGAUCUAAUAACCACGACUUUCCGGCUCCAAACCAACCCAGUCAGCUUGCUCUGGGACGUAGCGUCCAGCCUCCAAAACCAGCCAAGGAACACUGACUGUGGUCCUGCCCUCGUCUUGUGACAUCACGUUAUCCUGCUCUCACUGUCGUCCUCUCAGUGUGGGUUCGCCGGCUGCUGUGAGCAGCAAAAGAUCACAAUGGUGGAUGAGAGAGAUGAGGACACGGUAGAAGGAUGAUUGGGGUUGGGACAUUUAACAGCGGGAGAUGCAAAAUUUUGGGAAUGAUGUGCGAUUGCAAGACCAGCAACAGAAAUGAUGCAGCCGUGUUUUUGUUAGUGACUAUGAAAGUUUUCUCUCCUGAUCAUUGCUGUAAUUAGUUCCUGCUGCACGCUUGUCUGUCGGCCUGUUCAGUUGUCUGUGUUUCUUCUUCUUUCUUUUUUUUUUUUUUUUUUGAAGCUUUAUAUUCCUGGUUGUGCUACCAAAUUGAUGUGUGCCGACAGCACAAAGCCACAGUAUUGUCCAACUGCUGUAAAAUGUUUUUCAAAGAGCAGAAUUAAGAUGGUUAUUAAAGAUUUUUUUGGACUCUGGUACAAGCAGAACAUUGUGGAUUCUGGGAAAUGCUGUUUUGGGCUGAUGUCAAUCUAAACAUGUUUGGUUUUACAGACCAUGUGUGAGUGAGUGCGAGUUGCAUGACUUGCAGUGUGUGUCAGUUCUGUCUGCAGAGUCAUGUGCAUGGUGACGUGAAGAUGUCAUGUGGCUUCUUUGUUUUGCUGCUUUUCUCUUUCUCUGCUUGAUUAAAAAAAAGAUGUCUACUAUUUUUAUGACUAUAAAACUAGUGAAAUAGUUGGCUUUCUGUGAAAGAAAAUCUGCCCAAGGAACAAUGUGGCAUGUUAAAAUCUCUUCAAUGCUUUAGUUUCUUGUUUAUUACAUUGUUUCUUGGAUUAUGCAUAUUGAAAGCUGUUUAUUGUGUUGGCUGCUUUUGUUGUUGGUUGUAUUAUUUUUCUUUUUGUCUUAAGAAACGGAUUAUCUAAAAUAAAAAGUGAAAGACAUGCUGAGCAGAUCGUAGCCUGAGGAUGUGUUGGCCUGCAGGUCUCUUCUUACGCUGUAAGAAUGUAAAGGGACACACUUACUGCUGUCCUGAUUUAACUGAGCACUCAAACACAACUGGUUGAUUACGCCGCACAGACCUUCCCUCAUCUUUUUUUCCAUUUAGCCUAUUUGAAUUUCAAUAAGUCAGGUUUUUUACACUUUAGUCACAUUGAAUCAGUAAUCUUCUCUAGAUCAUUCCUAAAUCACUUCCUGAGGUAGGUCGUGCUCUCAGCUCAGUGCCUAGUCCUGCAGGUUAGACAGUCGAGGCUAAAUCAACUAAGAACAAACUGUCUUACCUCAAAAGGGAUCUAAGUUCUAUUCUGAUUCUUGUUUGACUCAUGGCAUUAUGGGAAGAUAUUAUUGUAUGAUAAAGAUGAAGAUUUUUAUAUCUUAUAAUAUUAAAAGCUGAGUUGUUAUGACAAA
Messenger RNA from Girardinichthys multiradiatus, 4532 nucleotides. It is a transcript of the gene rps6ka1, whose product is annotated as ribosomal protein S6 kinase a, polypeptide 1. Gene Ontology annotation, molecular function: magnesium ion binding; ribosomal protein S6 kinase activity; ATP binding. The record is from RefSeq and is a predicted model, not a curated record. Bases 718 to 2979 code for a protein of 753 amino acids. Gene Ontology annotation, biological process: positive regulation of DNA-templated transcription; protein phosphorylation; intracellular signal transduction. The transcript is spliced from 23 exons. Lineage: Eukaryota; Metazoa; Chordata; Actinopteri; Cyprinodontiformes; Goodeidae.